Molecule: messenger RNA, 2451 nt
Organism: Puccinia graminis f. sp. tritici CRL 75-36-700-3
Lineage: Eukaryota; Fungi; Basidiomycota; Pucciniomycetes; Pucciniales; Pucciniaceae
Exons: 9
Coding region: 104-1996 (630 amino acids)
Biological process (GO): positive regulation of transcription elongation by RNA polymerase II; transcription elongation by RNA polymerase II
Cellular component (GO): FACT complex
Molecular function (GO): nucleosome binding
Source: RefSeq, a predicted model, not a curated record
GUUGAAUUUAACUCAUCAUUUUCCUCCCCAUAACUAGAAAGCCAUCUUGAGGGUGCAGUGCAAUCGACGCUCAUCCCAAUCUCUAUCGUCCAAAGCAAAAACCAUGUGGCCUAAUUCCAGGGUCGAGGGCGGACUGGAUGUCCAGUUCUUUCAUAGUCGUAUUGAGUCCUUCAUCAAGUCGUGGAAGAGUGCUGAUGGGCCUGAAACAGGAGAUCUCCAAUCCUGCGGAGGUAUCCUGAUGGGCGAAGGUUCUCUGCGCAGCGGCAAUAGACCAUUACACGUUUUUCUCUUUGGUGAUAUGCUUAUCGGAUCCUUGAUUUUUAUCACCCCUACCACCGUCACAUUUUUUUGUUCAACCAGACAAGCGGAAAUCCUCACGCCUUUGACCAAGCUCCACUGCAAUGAAUUCGACUCCAGUGAUGGUCUCAACAUUGAUGUGAGAGUAAUCGUAAGGCCGCCAGACCCGAACAAAGGUGAUUCAUGGAUGCGACAUCUACUGGCGUGCGUUGAAGCAGUAAUUUCAAAUUCUGAGAGAAUUGGUCGCAUGUCGCAAGAUAAGAGCUUGGCGGGAUGGUUGGCCUUCUUAAAAAGCGAGGGAAAGUACGCAUUAUAUCAAGAAGCCGCCGUCAUUUCUGAUGAGGUCUCCGUGAUUCUGGCGAUCCAGCACCCACAAGAGAUAAAACUUACAGAAAUCGCUUGUCAAAUGAGUCACCAGCUAAUGUCUUGUCUGUUCGAUCAAAUUAUCAGUCUAGUAAAAAGUGACAGAGAUAUAACAAAUGAAGAAGUUGGACAACUUAUUCGGGCAAAGCACAAGAACGGUAACAUGUGGGAAGGAGCUACGUUUGAGCCCAAUUUUGAUAGGGGAGACGCAUGUCUUCGAAUCUUCCCCGUAGUCCGAUCCAAUGGCAAGUAUAGUUUUCGCAAGUCAGACCCACACGCUGCCGAGCGACUUGGGAAUACCGGAAUUUUCCUGACUGGCCUAGGAAUCCAAUACAAAUCGUAUUGCUCUUAUAUACGUCGCACCCUGAUGGUUGACCCACACCCAACGCAACAAGAUAACUACAGCUAUUUGCUGGAAUUGCGCGGAUUUGCCCUUGGACAACUGAAAGAAGGCGUAACUGGCCAUCAAGUUUACGCGUCAAUUAAGAGGAAGGUUAAGGUCGACCGACCCGGGAUUCGUCUUCCAAAAAGCUUUGGAUCCAGUCUUGGGGUAGAUCCUCACAAUCCAUUGUUGAAUUUGAAUAGAAACUGCUUCAGCGUUUUGAAGAGGAACAUGGUCUUCUCGUUGUCCUUAGGAUUUCUCAACAUUGAAGAUCCUUUCGACGCCGAAAAGACCUACUCACUCCACAUUGCUGACACUGUGCGAAUUGGCAAAACACGCGCGAAGAUUCUAUGUGAUGGACUAAAUCUAUCAUCAGAAAUCACCUUCUUCCUGAACACCGAUCCGUUGGAGUUUGAUCGAGUGAAAGGAGAAGAUGUGGGCCACGAUUCUGGAGAGGAAGAGUCUAUAGAGGGUAGCGAUAUACUUUCGAAACGGUCGGGAAGCUUUGAUGAAGAGUGGGAUAACGCUAAACGCCAAAAACUCGCUCCUGCAGGUGCACCUUCAAGUGACGAGCCAGACUGCAUGUACACCCACUCAGAAAGCGAUGUCGAUAUCAAACCGCGGGUGACCAAUGAAGAUUCGGUAGCUAGAAAUCUGGUCGGCGUAGUUAAUGCUCAAGGACAGGCUAGAAGAACAAUCAAGAUGGAAGCCCGGGAUGUUGACCAGAGGCUUGACGUUUUGAAACAUGCCGAAGAGUCAAUGAUGAAAGGAUUAGGUGAUAUCGAAAAUAAGCUCAAUGAUUUCAAGACUCAAGUCAAGCAAAAUUUUGCCGAGUUAAGGAAAUGGGCCGCAACUGAUAACCGAACUGAACCCGAACGGAGGACGUUGAAAAUUGAAGAAGAAUCAACGACGAAGAACAGCGAAACAUUCCAAGAAACAGGAAAACUGGAGUGAUUUUGGUUUCAUCCUCCCGCGCGCCUUGAGGUCAGAACAUCAGUUAAUUUAAUUGGACAGAAAAACUUGAACCAAUCCUUAACAAUUCCUGAAACUUAAAAACAACACCGUAUUUGUCAUUUUGCCCCGGCUUAGAAAAAUGUAACACCAAUGAACAAGAGUAAUUGGACGGUUGUUAUUUCCGAAUGUAAAUGCUUCAAAGUAUAAGCGUGUUGUGGUUGUCAUCUACAUCUCUACCUCUCAAUCCCAGCUUCCCUCGGAUAUGUGUCCUGAUUCAACCUUCUAAUUUAUGAACGCGUUGUGCAGCCCUUCAAGUUACUAUUUUUCCUUUGCAAUCUCUGUUUCUUUUCUCAUUGCUCAGUAUACUCUAAACACCCUCCCUUCUCAUCUUUGCUUGGGCUGGCUGGGCGUUUGAUUUUCAGGUAAACAGUCCCCAAUUGGUUAAUCAUUUUCUG